UUAACAAAGGUUGAUACAGCUAGUAAAGAUGAUAUAGCUAAAGAGCACAAAAAGAAGUCUAAUAAUAAGUUAUGGUCCGGUGAAAAAAGAUUUGCACCUUAUGUUGAUCAUUUCCCUUUACAAUCCUUAAAAAGAAAUGGUGCGCCACUAACCGAAAAUGAGAAGUUAAUGGUUAUUAAUGUUUACAAUUACCUUUCUGAGAUUAAUUCUGCGAAAAAUGAUCAUCGAAAGCUGACAUUAUGCAAGAGAGUUGCUGAAGUAUUAGGUGUUUCUGAAAGAACAGUUGGAGGCAUAGUAGCAGACUGGAACAAACAUAAUGAUA
Scutellospora calospora is the source of this 322-nucleotide messenger RNA. The record is from the annotation of a GenBank genome assembly. Lineage: Eukaryota; Fungi; Glomeromycota; Glomeromycetes; Diversisporales; Gigasporaceae.